Messenger RNA from Phaedon cochleariae (mustard beetle), 372 nucleotides. NCBI's taxonomy places the organism in Eukaryota, Metazoa, Arthropoda, Insecta, Coleoptera, Chrysomelidae. The record is from the annotation of a GenBank genome assembly.
AUGCCGCCUAAAGCAAGUGGAAAAGCAGCCAAGAAGGCAGGAAAAGCACAAAAGAAUAUCGCCAAAACCGAUAAGAAGAAGAAGCGCAGGAGGAAGGAGAGUUAUGCCAUUUACAUUUACAAAGUGCUGAAACAAGUUCAUCCUGACACUGGUAUAUCUAGUAAGGCGAUGAGCAUUAUGAACAGCUUCGUCAACGAUAUUUUCGAACGUAUCGCCGCAGAAGCUUCUCGCCUCGCUCAUUACAACAAACGUUCGACUAUCACGAGUAGGGAAAUCCAGACGGCAGUGCGACUUCUGCUUCCCGGUGAAUUGGCCAAGCACGCUGUGAGUGAAGGCACCAAAGCUGUUACCAAAUAUACCAGUUCCAAAUAA